Molecule: messenger RNA, 7659 nt
Organism: Diorhabda carinulata
Lineage: Eukaryota; Metazoa; Arthropoda; Insecta; Coleoptera; Chrysomelidae
Product: insulin receptor-like
Exons: 10
Coding region: 61-3852 (1263 amino acids)
Biological process (GO): multicellular organism development; cell surface receptor protein tyrosine kinase signaling pathway; glucose homeostasis
Cellular component (GO): membrane; axon; insulin receptor complex
Molecular function (GO): insulin receptor substrate binding; insulin receptor activity; ATP binding
Source: RefSeq, a predicted model, not a curated record
UCCCGCCGAACGUUGAGCGUUGAGUAUGAGACAAGUUCAUGUAUUACGGUUUCGACGAUUAUGUCUCGUAUCCUAAUAUUUAUAUUCACCUUACGGUAUUUAUAUGGAUACUGUAACAUUUGCGGUAGUUUAAGUCUAAGAAAUUCUGUUACACAGUUAGCAAAAUUAGAAAAUUGUAGUGAAAUAGCUGGUAAUUUAGAAAUUUUUAUAAUGCUCGAGAAUACAGAAAGUGAUUUUGAGAAUGUAGUUUUUCCCAAAUUAAAGACAAUAUCGGGAUACUUAAUUUUUUAUAAUAUACCGUAUUUGACUUCCAUUGGACAAUUGUUCCCUAACUUGUAUCAAAUACGCGGAGUGAAUUUGUUUAAGGAUUUUUCUCUGAUCAUAUUCGAAAUGCCGCAUUUACAACAGAUUGGAACAACAAAUCUCCUUUCAAUUGCAAGAGGAGCAGUGAAAAUCGAUAAUUGUCCAAAUAUAUGUUUUGUGAAUACAAUUAAUUGGCAAAAUUUGGGAGUGAAUACUGUAAAUUUCACAAAAACUGCAACUAAUGUAACGUGCGAAGAAUGUCCUGAAAGAUGCAAUGGUUAUUGUUGGAAUUCUAACGAGUGCCAGAAGCCAAUCGAGAGAUGCCAUAGUGAAUGCAUAGGCUGUUUUAAACCUAAUUCACCUAAACAUUGUAAAGUGUGUAAACAUUUUGAAGAUGAUGGUGUUUGUGUUAAUGAGUGCCGACCAGGAAAGUACGUUUUUCCUAUGUUGAAUAAAUGUGUUACCAAAGAAGCUUGUCAGAACAUUCUACCCGGAAUAUGGUGGAUCAAUAACGGAUACUGUAUAUCCGAAUGCCCGGAGUAUCAUCAAGUUGGAACCGCUCGGGUUUCGAAUACUGAUCAAUUGGAUUAUACAUGUGAAUAUUGUGGAAAUAACUGCACUAAAACAUGUAAAGCUCCAGAGGAAAUUGACGCUCUGGGUACACUACAGAAACUUUUAGGAUGUACACACAUCAAUGGCUCUUUGAUAAUCAAAAUGUCCAGUGUGGAACCUGUGGAUCUAUAUAAAUAUUUAGGUUCUGUUAGGAAUAUCAGUGGUAUGUUUAUGAUGACCAGAACCGUUAGAGUUAGUUCUCUAGAUUUUUUGAAAAAUCUAACAUAUAUUGGAACUGACACAAGCGAAGAAAUGAAAAUGUAUGCCAACUACAGUAUAUUUAUGUAUGGGAAUCAAAAUCUUCAGCAGUUAUGGAAUUUUACUUUACUUAAUUUGACUCUUAAAGGUACAAUAGGUUUUCACAACAAUCCUCUUCUUUGUCCAUCGGAAAUAGAGAAAUUAAAAAACGUUACCAACAGUAGUUACAGCGAAAGGGACGCCCCUUAUCUGUCUAACGGUGAUAAAGCAAGCUGCGUUACCAAAGAUGUCAACGUGAUUGUGUCGCCCUAUUCAACAAAAGCCGUUCUUUCUUGGGAUCCUCCCCCAUUAGAGAAAGAUGAAUCGUAUGUGGGUUUUACAGUAUUCUAUAAGAAAGGCAAAGAUGAAAACGCGACCACAUUUGACAGUAAAGAUGUUUGCGUAGUAAAUGAAUGGACAAGCGUGUUUUCUAAUACCAAUUAUACCACUCUGACCAAUUUAAUCCCAAACUCAACUUAUUCUUACUAUAUAAAGCUAUAUCUGUCGUCGAAUUCGUCUAAUACAGAAAAUUCUCAAAGUAGUCUUAAAUAUUUUCAAACUCUAUCCGACGAUCCCGACGGCUUUGAAUAUUUAUCUGUAACACCUAUUGAUCAUCAAAGUGUUAUGCUCAAUUGGGAAAAACCUUUACUACCGAACGGGAUUUUGGCUCAUUAUAUACUAGAUUAUGAUGAGUUGGCCGAUGAAUGGAUUUUUGAAAGAGAUUACUGCCAAUACCCUAAAACCACAAAAGGAGGAAAAGUGGAUGACGACGAAACUGAAAGCUCCUUCCGAAUAAACGGGAAAGGAUUUGACAGGACCAAUUCAAUCAAACUCCAAGAUGAUAAUUGCUCUUGCGCUGUACCGAAAGGAAAAGAAAGUAAUAUCGAUUACACAAUUAUUACAACUGAUCGUUUAUGUCAUACUUUAGCAAAUUUUGGGAUGCAGGCAUGUAAAAAUGUACAGUACUAUUCUGAUGAUAGUUAUCCGGUCAAAGAAAAAAUAGAAAAAAGAAACAGCAACAAUCAACAUAAAAAAAUAAUUCCUGCCAAUGAGACGAUGUUCAAUGUAACACAUCUCCGUCCAUUCACUUUAUACAUUUUUUACUUUUCGGCUUGUAAUUAUCCCAUAGAACAACACCGUUGCAGCGGAGUAUUACAAAGAUUUGCAAGAACUAAGAAAAAACCAAAUGCGGAUGAUGUUGAAGAUUUAACUGUAGAACGUGUAACUGAAUCUUCUGUAAAAAUAUCUUGGGUAGCACCAAAACACCCAAAUUCUCACAUAGUAGCUUACCAUGUUAGUUUAACUACAUCGGAUUCUACAAUAAUAAAUAGCGAAUGUAUACCAGUAAACGCAUCCCAGAAAAAUUGGCGACAGUUUUCAGUAACUUAUGUUUUAUUAUCAGGAGGGUACACAGUUUCGGUGAAGGCGGAAUCGUUGGCCGGGCUAUCUGAUAGAAGUAAAUCACAAGCAUUCGAAGUUGAUUCUGUUAACAAUCAUGUUCUUUUAAUGGCAGUUACUAUUACUUGCGUUAUUUGUUUUGCCGCAACAAUCACGCUUUAUUUAUGUUUUAAAAAAUUCAAAAGUUCUCAGUUACAACGUUUAAUAAUACAACCGAAUCCCGAAUAUGAAGUAUUUACAUCCUAUGUACCAGACGAAUGGGAGAUGAAGUCAGAAGAUAUUGAAAUACUCCACCUUUUAGGUCACGGAACAUUUGGUACGGUUUAUCAAGGAAUAAUUAAAAGAAAUAAUUAUCCUUGCGCAGUUAAAACUGUCAAUGAAAAUUUAAGUCCUACAGAAAAACAUAAAUUCUUAACCGAGGCUUCUGCCAUGAAAAGUUUCAACGGUUGUCACCAUGUAGUUAAAUUGUUGGGAGUGGUAUCUACUAGGGAUCCUCCUUUAGUUGUUAUGGAAUUGAUGGAGAGAGGCGACUUAAAAACUUGGUUGAGGGAAACUCGAGAUUCGUCUCAAAAUUUAACCUCAAACGAAAUAUACCGUAUGGCUGUGGAAAUAGCGGACGGUAUGGCAUAUCUCGCUGCUAAAAAAUUCCUUCACAGAGAUUUAGCUGCUAGAAACUGUAUGGUAGCUGCUGAUCGUACCGUGAAAAUAGGAGAUUUCGGUAUGGCUAGGGAUAUUUAUGAGACUGAUUAUUAUAGAAAAGAAACCAAAGGUCUGUUACCUGUUCGAUGGAUGGCACCAGAAAGUUUAGCAGACGGAGUUUUCACUACAGAUUCUGAUGUAUGGAGUUAUGGAAUAGUGUUAUGGGAGAUAGCAACAUUAGGCGAACAGCCCUACCAGGGUUUGUCUAAUGAACAAGUAUUACAAUUUGUGAUAUCCAGAGGUCGCCUAACUCGUCCACAAGAAUGCUCCGAUUUACUUUAUGAUAUCAUGAGGAGUUGUUGGUCAUGGCGACCCAGUGAUCGACCUUCUUUCUGGGACAUUGUAGAACUCCUAGAAGACAAAGUAUCAGAAGACUUUAAAUUAGUAUCAUUUGUGCAUAGUCGUGAAGCAUCUUUAUACAGUCGCCAAAGAGUGGAAAAUCCUCCGGCUUUAUGUGUAGAGCCCAGAGAAGAUCUUCUUUGUCAUUAUAAUGCUGAUGAUGAAGAAGUUAGUUUACAUGUUGGACGCGUUCCUAGACGACCCAGUUACCUACAAACUUCUUUGAACCAAAGGAGAUUUUCACCGACUGGUGAAUUUUACUGAGGAAUAUUCUUCAUAUUUGAUGAAGGACAAACCAUCAUAUCUUACAAAUAUAAGCCAUGUGUUCCGUAUAUUAACUCAAUGUGAUAUCUAAAUGUUAGUCAUUAAAAAUUACCUAAUUGUAAUAAAUAAUAAGGACGUUGUUAAUGGAAUUAAAUUCAAAACUAUUUUUUAUAAAUGUGUCAAAUAUUGUUGUAGGUAUGAAAUAGUUCCUUUUAAAACAAGAAACUUUAUGAAAUAGUGAAUAACAUAUCAUAAAAUUUCAAAAGUAAUCAAUAUCAUACUAUAUUUUGAAAAAAAUAUUUUGCAGAUUAUAUAAAUUAUAAUUUUGCUAUAUAACUGAUAUAAGUACAAGAACCGCUAGUGUUAUACAAAAUCAAAGUUCAGUUAAAUUUAUAAUGUUGAUACCAAAGCAUCCUUCUUAGUCGUUCGCUCCAUUUAAAGCAUCGUCAUUUCAAGUACUUCCAUUCCUUCUGUUCUUCGGCCAAUUGAAAUUCUAGGCUGAUGGUUUUGCAUGCUAGACUUAUGUUUAGAAUGAAUUGAUUUACUCUCAUUCCAAUUUUCUACUCCGGAAAGCAAUUUUAUUAUAUCUGUAUCCUUACGGUCUAGCACUCCGAUCCAAACAUAGAAGCUAAAAACAAGAAACUCUGUUGAAUCUCAUUAUAGUUUUGAGGAGUAUUUGUGGCGUUUCCAUACUAUAGUUAGUUUGGAUAUCGAGCUUUUCCUCUUUAUCUGUUCAAUGGAUCAAUACUGUGGAGCUUAAUUAAAUGAAAAGGACUUCUGCGUUAAUUAAUAAACUUGUUACGUCACUUCUUAUAUAACUUUGGAAAUCCAUCCAAAUAUUCCAUCACUGGUUUUCUUCACUUUCUGUAUAAUGUUGACCAAUUUUAGGUCUGAUAAUACAAUUAGAGACGUAUCAUCAGCAAACCUUAGUAACUGAUAUCUUGAUGCCAUAUAGACAGUUACUUCUCCUUGCUAAUAAUCAAGUUCCUUUAUCAUCAUCCACUAGCUAUUGAUGUUGAAGAUUAAUGUACUGAAUAUUCAUCCCUGUCUUAUUCCCUGAAGGGAUUAAUUCUAAUUCUUGUGACUGUGUUGUUGUAUCAAGGCAUGUACAAACGAGAAAAAUUAGAUCUAAUCCUAAGAACCAGUCAUAUUAUUUUCAAGUCAAUUAACUAUUAUAAAAAUUGUAUCAAAAGAAAAUGGGAUUUAAGACAUAUUAUUUAGGAAAUACAUGAUUUUAUUUAUGCUAGGGGGUAGUAAUGCUAAAAUUCUCUAUAUUUUUUAUACUUUAAUAGCCCAACAAAAUAACGUGACUUGUUACCCUAAUAACAACCAAUUUAUAAAGCCGCUACCACACGAUGUGUCCAAUGCUUCUAACAUUGGACACUGGUAUGAUUGGACGCAUCGUGUAGUUGUAGUGCGCAUAUCAUUUUACGAAAAGUUUGUUUCCAACUUUGGCAUUGGAACGUUGGGCAUGGAAAAUCGAUUUAUUUUACUCGCAUCAAAGAAGUACCCAAUAUUGGAAUGAAGUAGGAUCGAACACUUGUGGUACAGCUACACACACUUCUUGUUCUGUUGCGCGUGAAUGCUACGUGUUUUGUAUGAAAAACCAAAGCUUCCAUUAUCAUCCAGUUUAUUUUAAGAUAAUUUAUAUCUGUUUUAUGCUGUUUAUCUAUUUUUUGCUACGUUUUUAUUUCUAUAAGUAAAUUUAGGUAUCGUUCCAGCCUUCGUCCAAUGUUCAGCCAACAUUGGACGCAUUGUGUAGUUGCAGUACUGCAUCCAGCCUUCCUUCCAAUGUUUAGGCGUACGUUAAAACGCGAAUUUUGGUGCAAACGUUGAAAGCCUCGUAUAGAACCGGCUUUAUACAAGAUAGUAUCGAUAUAAGUCAUAAUAAUUGAAUGUUAGAAGCUUAUGAUCAUUUCAAAAAAUUCAAACUUGAUUCGUAGAACUAAUCAGGGUUUUCUGAUGAAUGAAUCAAUUCAGUUUGUGUAUGUACUUAUUUCCGUAGAGCUUUUUGAUAUUUUUACAUUACGUUGAGUAUUAUUAAAAUUAUUAAAAUGUUCAUAGAAAAAUAAAAAUACUGCGUUGAUAUUUCUGGAAAACGGAGGGAACAUUUACUUUUGUUAUCUUCUAUAUACACAUGUAUUUACAAAACAAUUAAGAAAUUAUAAAGACACGGCAUACUUAACAAAGUUUUUAAAAUACUGAAACCUCAGUACCACCACUACACCAACACUCACAAUUACUCUGUCUGACGAGCGUUUCGAUAGGUAAUAGGUUUCGACAAUACAUGAUUUCCCGGUCCGUCCUUAUUUCAAAUGAGCUAUGUGCUCUUUAAGCCGGACAAUCAUGGAUCUCUUAGUCUGCCCAAUAUACUUUCCGUCACAAUCACCAGAGCUAAUUUCAUCUAUACCACUCUUUUCCAAAUUUGGUAUUUUGUCCUUAGGAUUGCACAACAAUUGUUUUAAUGUAUUGUUGGAUUUAUAAACCAAUUCCAAACCCACACCCAAACAAGGAAAAUUUGCUUUGAUACCUUUCAAUCCUCUUUAUACAAAAGGAUUGGAAGGAAUAUUUAGCAGAUUGUGUUUCAAAUUGGUUUAUAAAUUCAACAAUGUAUUAAAACAAUUGUUGGGCAAUCUUAAGGAUAAUAUACCAAAUUUGGAAGAGUGGUAUAUAUGAAAUUAUAACCGAUCACGGUUAUAAUAUAUUAAUAAUGUGAAAUUGUUAAAAAAUUUAUUCAAUAAUAAAUUGUUGGAUGCAUUCGAAACCAUUGAAAUUGCUAAAUGUGAGAGUAGCUUAAGUAGGGACAAAGGACCAAUUCCUUACAGCCCAGUUUAGUAGUCAAGGAAUGAAUGUGAAGAUUCCGUCAAGGAGUUUUUUCCCGCUGGAAUUAAUUUUCGCGGGAGAAGGUUAUUGGUGGGAAAAUUUAGUAUAAAACAGAUAAGUCAAGUCAUUUUUAUUUUUUAGUUUUAGUUUAUCUUCAGUCUCUGUACUCGCGUCAGACAAUGUAAUCGUGAGUGUUGGUGUAGUGGUGGUGUAGCCUCAAGGGUUGAAAUAUUUGGUAAUUUUCCGGAUAAACGGGAAUCCAUAUAACUAAUAGCAAAAUAAUUAAGUUUCCACUGUAAAUGUAAAUUAAGUCGGUGUAGUUAUAACCAGGCUAUAAAUAACACAACCCCUUUAAAUGCUACAGAAUAUUACUCCCGCUUUCAUGUUGUUCUUGCGUUAAUAUUUAACUUAUUAUGCACAUUACACUAAACUUAUUUACUACUAUUUACUACUACUAAAUUGAUUUCGUGCAGUGAUGUAAGUAAUUAGAGAUAAAUAUAAAUUCGCCUUAGAAUGUGCUAAAGUUCAUUUUAAAAUUUUUUCUUAGUAUUCCAACUCUUAUUUUUCUCGUAUAACGUAUUAUACCAACUAUGUACCUGUCGUUUACUAUAAGAUUUGUAUGUACAACCAAAAUAAACUAAUUAAUUCCUACCUAUUGUAUAGUGUAUAUUUAGAUAUAGAGUUUUUAUUUUUUUAAGAUACAUUGAAUUUAAAAACAAUAAAAAAAUAAUUUUCACAGUAAUGUUCUGUGACUAUUUUAUAUUAUGUAAUUUGGAAAAUAUAUUUAUUACUAAUACUAAAUAUUUACCAAGUAAAGUUCAUAUUUCUUUUUUCGAGAAGAUAAUUAAUCAAAUUUCCAAAAAUUUCUUAUGGAUAUUGUUAGUGAUUAGUUCGGAUAAAAAGGAAGGGACCAAAGUAAAAUAAACAUGUUAAUUGUGCUGUUUCAGAUGUAUGUAAUAAAAACUAUUUGUUUUUCAUUUCAAA